Bubalus bubalis (water buffalo) is the source of this 7388-nucleotide messenger RNA. It is a transcript of the gene PRP4K, whose product is annotated as pre-mRNA processing factor 4B. NCBI's taxonomy places the organism in Eukaryota, Metazoa, Chordata, Mammalia, Artiodactyla, Bovidae. The coding region runs from base 69 to 3191 and encodes 1040 amino acids. The transcript is spliced from 15 exons. Gene Ontology annotation, biological process: mRNA cis splicing, via spliceosome; peptidyl-serine phosphorylation; peptidyl-threonine phosphorylation. The record is from RefSeq and is a predicted model, not a curated record. Gene Ontology annotation, molecular function: ATP binding; protein serine/threonine kinase activity.
CGGAUGCACUUGUAUAUCCGGAUUCUUCGAGCGACGCUGAACUCCACGGGUCCCGACGCUGUCGGCACAUGCGCGACGGCCCUGUUCUCUCUUCCUCCGCCUCCCCUGGCUUCCGCCGUCCGCGGAGCCGCCGCCACCGCUGCCGAGGAGUCAGGAAGUUCAACAUGGCCGCCACGGAGGCGCCGUCGCUGCGGGAACAGCCGGAGAUGGAAGAUGCUAAUUCUGAGAAGAGUGUUAACGAAGAAAAUGGAGAAGUCUCGGAAGACCAGUCUCAAAAUAAGCACGGUCGGCACAAGAAAAAGAAGCACAAACACAGAAGCAAACACAAGAAGCACAAGCAUUCCUCGGAAGAAGACAAGGACAGAAAGCAUAAGCAUAAGCACAAACAUAAGAAACACAAAAGGAAGGAGGUCGUCGACGCUUCUGACAAGGAAGGUAUGUCUCCAGCAAAAAGAACUAAGCUUGAUGAUUUAGCUCUGCUGGAAGACUUGGAGAAGCAGAGAGCCUUGAUUAAAGCUGAACUCGAUAACGAGUUAAUGGAAGGAAAGGUCCAGUCUGGGAUGGGGCUCAUAUUACAAGGUUAUGAGUCCGGCUCUGAAGAAGAGGGGGAGAUUCAUGAAAAGGCAAGAAAUGGAAAUAGGUCUAGUACUAGAUCUUCAAGUACGAAGGGGAAACUUGAACUUGUGGACAAUAAAAAUAGUACAAAAAAGCGAAGCAAAAGCAGAUCCAAAGAACGGACUAGACACAGGUCUGAUAAAAAGAAGAGUAAGGGAGGUGUUGAAAUAGUUAAAGAGAAGGCAACAAGGAGCAAGUCAAAGGAGAGGAAAAAGUCAAAAAGCCCCUCCAAAAGAAGUAAGUCCCAAGAUGAAGCCAGAAAGUCCAAGUCGCCUACCCUCAGACGGCGCUCUCAAGAAAAAGUUGGGAAGGCCAGAUCUCCUGUCGACGACAAGGCUAAAGUCGAAGAUAAAAGUAAGGCAAAGGACAGGAAGAAAUCCCCUGUUAUAAACGAAAGUAGAAGUCGUGAUCGAGGCAAGAAAUCGAGAUCCCCAGUCGACUUGAGAGGCAAAUCCAAAGACAGACGGUCACGGUCCAAAGAGAGGAAAUCGAAACGGCCUGAAGCCGACAAAGAGAAGAAGCCGGUCAAGUCUCCCUCUAAAGACGCUUCCUCUGGAAAGGAAAACAGGUCACCCAGCAGAAGACCUGGUCGAAGUCCCAAAAGAAGAAGUCUGUCUCCGAAACAGCGGGACAAGUCCAGAAGAAGUCGAUCCCCACUCGUGAAUGACAGGAGGUCUAAACAGAGCAAGUCACCUUCUCGAACCCUGUCGCCUGGCAGGAGAGCCAAGAGCCGGUCCUUGGAAAGAAAACGCAGAGAGCCCGAAAGGAGACGCCUCUCUUCUCCAAGAACACGACCUCGAGAUGACAUCCUCAGUAGGCGGGAAAGGUCCAAGGAUGCCAGCCCGAUCAGUAGGUGGUCUCCAGCUCGAAGACGGGCCAGUAGAUCUCCUGUUAGGAGGAGGUCUCGUUCCCCUCUCAGACGGAGCCGGUCUCCCAGAAGAAGAAGCAGGUCUCCUCGGAGAAGGGACAGAGGUCGGAGGAGCAGAUCACGUCUGAGAAGGCGGUCUCGAUCACGGGGUGGUCGUAGACGUAGGAGCAGAAGCAAAGUAAAGGAAGACAAAUUUAAAGGAAGUCUUUCUGAAGGAAUGAAGGUCGAGCAGGAAUCUUCAUCUGAUGACAACCUUGAAGACUUCGAUGUUGAGGAGGAAGAUGAAGAAGCCUUGAUAGAACAGAGAAGAAUACAAAGACAGGCCAUCGUUCAGAAAUACAAGUACCUUGCUGACGACAGCAACCUGUCGGUGCCGUCCGAGCCCAGCAGCCCGCAGAGCAGCACCCGCUCCCGCUCCCCGUCUCCCGAUGACAUCCUGGAGCGUGUGGCUGCCGAUGUCAAGGAGUAUGAGCGCGAGAACGUUGACACGUUUGAGGCUUCCGUCAAAGCCAAGCAUAAUCUGAUGGCUGUUGAACAGAAUAAUGGUUCAUCUCAGAAGAAGCUGUUGGCACCUGAUAUGUUUACAGAAUCUGAUGAUAUGUUUGCUGCCUAUUUUGAUAGUGCGCGUCUGCGGGCUGCUGGCAUUGGAAAAGAUUUCAAAGAGAAUCCCAACCUCAGGGAUAACUGGACUGAUGCAGAAGGCUAUUACCGUGUGAACAUAGGUGAAGUCUUGGAUAAGCGUUAUAACGUGUACGGCUACACGGGUCAAGGUGUGUUCAGUAACGUGGUCCGAGCCAGGGAUAACGCGAGGGCCAACCAGGAGGUGGCCGUGAAGAUCAUCAGAAACAACGAGCUAAUGCAAAAAACUGGCUUAAAAGAAUUAGAAUUCUUGAAAAAACUUAAUGACGCUGAUCCUGAUGACAAGUUUCAUUGUUUGCGACUCUUCAGACAUUUUUAUCACAAACAGCAUCUGUGCCUGGUGUUUGAGCCUCUAAGUAUGAAUUUACGAGAGGUGCUAAAAAAAUACGGCAAGGACGUUGGCCUUCACAUUAAGGCUGUCCGGUCCUACAGUCAGCAGCUGUUCUUGGCUCUGAAACUCCUUAAAAGAUGCAACAUCCUCCAUGCAGAUAUCAAGCCAGACAAUAUCCUGGUUAAUGAAUCAAAAACUAUAUUAAAGCUCUGCGACUUUGGGUCAGCCUCACAUGUUGCGGAUAACGACAUAACGCCUUACCUUGUCAGUAGGUUUUACCGCGCUCCUGAGAUCAUUAUAGGUAAAAGCUACGACUAUGGUAUAGACAUGUGGUCUGUAGGUUGCACCUUAUAUGAACUCUAUACUGGAAAAAUUUUAUUUCCUGGCAAAACCAAUAACCAUAUGUUGAAGCUCGCCAUGGAUCUCAAAGGCAAGAUGCCAAAUAAGAUGAUUCGGAAAGGCGUAUUUAAAGACCAACAUUUCGAUCAAAACCUCAACUUCAUGUACAUAGAAGUUGAUAAAGUAACCGAGAGGGAGAAAGUUACUGUCAUGAGCACCAUUAAUCCAACUAAGGACCUGUUGGCUGACUUGAUUGGGUGCCAGCGACUUCCUGAAGACCAACGUAAAAAAGUACACCAGCUGAAGGACUUGUUGGACCAGAUCCUAAUGUUGGACCCAGCUAAACGGAUUAGCAUCAACCAGGCCCUGCAGCAUGCCUUCAUCCAGGAGAAGAUUUAAAUGAGAUGAAGAAGCUCCAAGGGUUUGAGUAAUUAAAUACAAAGACUGAAGAAAUUUCACAGCAGUUUAUUAAUGUAUAUAAACUUAUAAAUAUUUCUCCAGCAAAUUUGAGGAAGCAUGAUAUAUUUGAAUUAACACCAAGGGUGAUAUUUCUUUUAGAAAUGUUAGUUAAUCUGUUUUGUGUCUUAUGUGAAAUCUCACUGUAGAACUGUUUUAAUCGCCAAGACUGCACAGAGAAUUACAGUGCUAAUGUAAAUGGUUGCAGUUCACAUAAAAGACAAAAGCAUCUGUUAAAAAAUGAGUAGGAAUAUGGGUGGUUGAUUUAUUUUUAGCAAACUUGGCUUCAUUGUGGUCUUCAGAUCAAUGGCCAGCGUAAAUGCUGUUUAUAUUCACGUUUUCCUAGGUGUGUGUGUGCAGGCCACAGCAGCAUGCCCUGGGCGUAGUCAGUGCCGAAGGGGCCUGUUCCUUCUUGAGCCUGCCUGCAGGGACGGUCUCCUCUUUUAAAGCAGGUUGUGUACAGCAUUCAGUACACUGAAGGUAAGCUGAACCAUCAACAUCACCGGUGUGUAAGAUGUUAUUUUACUGGAAGAGUUGACAAAUGAGGGACGUUAGCGUUGUGGCAGAAUUCCCCGCAUGUGUGAGAGCUGAUCUUGUUUUAUUUUCUGGCAUCACAGCUGUGGAGUAGGCACAGUUUCUGUUCUGUUCAUCACAUUGCGAUUGGAAGAGAACGCGCUUGAUGGGUAGAGCGCCUUCAGUGUACUGUUUCUUAGUAACUUUCAUUUUUUUAAAUCAACUUGCUAUAGACUUUAUACACAUUUUGUUAAAUACAGUUCCUAGUGACAGAAACAGUGCGUAGUUUCCUUUACUGAUAACAAAGGUUGAGGCCUAAUUCUGCAAGUCCUCAUAUUUAAAAGUUAGAUAGACAACGUAAUGAAAUUUUUAACUAUUUGUAUGUCAUUUUGAAAGUGUAUGCUUUAUGGUAAAAAGUGUUUUUCAUUUGUUCAUUGUUUUCAUUAUUUGUGAUCAUGUUGUCUUUCAAUACAGGCAUAAACCUUCCACUCUUGAACAAAGCAGCUGCUUUUUAAAAGCGGUAAUUGCUUCUUUACCUUUUAUUUCUUUUGUAAAAUGAAGCUUUUCUUUAAGGAUGUGACUUUAAAGUGUUGUCUACUGCAUAAAACAGUUGACCCUCACUUACUGUAAAGUGAAGAUUGUUCUGCUGCAUGUGGCGUGGACCAUGCAGAUUUCUGUAUGUUCUCAGUAUGCAUCACUAGAUAAUAAAGUCUUUUGUGAACAAGGCAUUGGUAGCCAUUUUUAAAAGUUUUUGUCUUCAGUGCUGGUAAGUCAGGUAAACCACGUAGAAUGAAAAGCAACCUUGCGUUUCUUCCCUUGAUUCUUUAACUGAAAGAAUUACUCGUUAAAGGUGUAAGCUAACCAGAAAUGUGUAAUUUUAUUAAUAAUUAGGAUCCUAAUUAUUUCAUCAAAAAAUUCUACCCGUAUUGUCAGCUUUCAGUGUAGUGAGGUAGUUCCUAUAGGUCGUGGGGUAGAGUCCAGGAUUUAACUAAUGUUUCUGCUGUUUUCUCACUUUUCCUUCUGAUGGUGCGGAAAGAGAACAGGAGACGGGGCACAGGCCACUCACCGCCUUCUCCAGGGUCUGAUUUGCUGAGACACCAGCUGCACCUUCUUAACAAGGUUAUUUCUGACAGCAUGUGUAGAUAAACAUUUAGCAACAGUUUAAAUCAAAAUCAUGUCAAUCAGUUUGGUUUUGCAACACAAAGGAAUUAGUAAUUUUUUUUAACAUGGUAGCAGAGAAUUUCAGAAAUGUAAUCUUUUCUGUUUGGGUGGUAAAAUAAAUGCUUGUCUCCCUGAGGAGUGUGUAAAAUAAUCAGAUUUUUAGAGGUUAACAUAAUAUUUUAAAAUUGUAAAUGGGAUUUUUUUAUUCACCCAGGCACCUAAUUACAACAAGCAUGCACAUUUUGGUGCAUUCAAGAAUGGAAAAUCAGAGUAGCAGCAUCCUUCUGGUGGGUUUUGCUCCAUUUAAAGGCAUGAAAUGACCUGCAGCCAGGAAGGUGCAGAUGCUAUCCUAGGCCAGCUCUGACUCUGCCCCCCUCUCCUUGUGGUGUAGCCGUGAACCAUGUGAACGCCAGGCGUGCUCGUCCUCAGGCGGUGAGGCCUUGUAAGCAAGGCCCACGGGUGCAGCUCUCCUGCCUGAACGAAGCGUAGCAAUUGCCCACCAGGCAGCUCUGGCGGUCAUACACGUGCUGCACAGUGGGGUGUUUCCUACUGAUGGUCACUCAGAAUAGUUACAUUGGUGUGUUUCUGGUGAUUUUUCAUGGCUUCGUUUUGUAUACUUAUUUAAGUAAGUUAACUUCCGCUAGAAACAGUUCAUCUUAUGCCUUCAAGACUGUUACGCGUUCUUGAAACAAACAAAGUCGCUUGUUACCUGUUCUUUGUGUUUUAGGUGCAGCUCAGUGGAAGAUGAUGGCUCCGGAAGACAUGAGCUAAGGUUUCUGUCCCAUAAAAGAGUUGAGAACAAAGAGCCCUCCGUUUAAUUUCUGUCUGGUGUUUCAGUUUUCAGCACGAUGAUUUAGGGUGCAUUGCCCUUUGGUGUACCGAGAGUAGUGCUCCCGUGCUCACUGUAAAGUGCUCACUCAUCACGCUUCCUGCCCCUGCCCCUUCCCUCCCCCGGAGUGAAAAGAGGCGUCAGACCUAGCCGUGUUAGCGGUGUGGACGGGGAGAUCCCACGUAGCACAUGGCUGUCAGAAUCGGACCAAGAGCAUCCAUCCGGAGGCAAUCUUCCGCCGCAGGGGGUCGUGUCUUCUUGGCCGAUCGAUGCCCAGGGACAGGAACAGGCCCUCAGUGCUGCCCAGCUCCCGGGGCGCCCACCUCUGCGGCUCACCCGCGGGGUCUGCCUAGCCAGUGCUGUUGAGGUCUUAGAAUAGGCCACGUACCCAGAGCACAGCCGUGGUCCUCCUCGAGGGGAGUGCGAGGGGUGUGCCCUAGGUCUCUGGUGUUCCGGACUCAGCACUCUCUGUUUGCCUCCAUGAGCAGUCUUGAUCCUCGCACACGGAGUGGUAUUGGAUCCCGUGGUCUCUGAGGCAGAGACCCAGAGCUCUGUGAGCCUGCAGGGUGGGGCCAGGUGGUGCGCAGUCCCCAGCAGGCGGGCGAGCCCGUGUCGGCCGCUCUCCCAUUUCUCUCAGGAAGGUUUUGCUUUAUUUCACUUUGUGGCAAAAAUGGUAUCAAGUGAUUGUGAGACUUGAGGGUCUAAGUCCUAGAAUGUGACCCACAGAGCAUAGUUUUCUCUGAAGCUGGGGGAGUGGUUGAGCCUACACAUCUUAGGAUGAUUCUUCGGGUAGACCUGUUGUCCUCCAAGAUUAAAUAAACCUUAAGACCCUCCCAGCAUGAGUUCACCUCAGUUCUUAUUAAUAGUAUCCUUCUCCUUUAUUCCCCAAUGCCUGUUCAUUCCACUCUUUUUUGCAGAGUAAUUUUUGUGUUAAAAAAAAAAACAAACCACUUUUUUUAAUCACCGUAAUUACCACUUUCUUUCCCUAAGACAUACCCAGGACAUGUCUUUGGUAUGUGGUGGAGGCAGUGAGACGUGACUUGUCCUUGGGUGCACGCCGCCUCCUCUCCACCUGUAGUUGAUCGUGGUUUCAUAGUGGAACUCUAGCUAGCUGGGGACAAAGAGAAUCUCUGCAGCAGGAAUCCCAUGUCUUCAGAUGCAGGUCAAACCGUUAAGGAAUUCCCGGAAUUCCCUUCUAAAUACUGAGACAGGAAAGAAGCCAGAUGGCUAACGUGCAGUGACUUUGUUACUGUUAGGGCAGCAUUAGAAAUCGGGCUUCCUAAAGUGUUCUCUUUUUCAUAGCAUCCUAGUUCAGAUGUGAAUUUUUAUAGAAGUGUUCAUUACAAAUUCAUUUGUUUUUUAUGUCAGUUAAUGUGCACCAAUUUGACUUUUAAAAUGCUUUCCAGUUACUUUGAUAGAUUUCAUCAUCGUGGCAUCUUUUUCUCCUUCCACGUGUAGGGUAAGGGACUGUUCUGAAGAAUCUUUCCAUUUAGUGAUCGAGAUACGGAAGCUGACCUCUGAAAAUACUCAAUAUGUAUCCUAAUUUUUCCCAGUGUCCUUUGAGUUGUAACUUGCAUUUCAGCAGCAAUGUUCCUAAUUGACCUACUAGGAAAAUGUAAUAAACACACCUCUUGUUA